AUGAUGGACACCGGGAAUUUAGAUCUGUCUCAAAGGAUCCUAAUCUCCGAUUCUGCGCGUUCGUAUCGGCAAGAAGUGAGAGGAAAUCCAGAUGAACCACAGGCUUGCGAGAGAGACGGUUCCGGCGGUGCGAGGGACGGAGCUCUCGCUGUCAAUUUCUUGCCGAGGUGCUAUUAUCCUGGAGGGAUCUUCGAGGAGCUCCCGACGUUAGCUCCCGAGUUCCUGCGCUCUCCCGAUGUGAGCGGUCAAGCUUGGGAGAAUGUUACUAAGACUCAGUCAACUCCCAAUAGAGUGAAGAAGCUUCUAAGGGAACGCCAUGGACUAGGGGUAACUUUCUUGAUUCCCUCGGAACACCAGAGGCCUUGGUCACCACCAGUUGGGUAUCAGUGCGUUUACAAAUCCUACUUUCGGGACGAUACGAAGCUUUGGUUCCCAAUUCCUCGACUAAUCACAUCGUAUGCGAGGCGCCGAGAUGCAGCGAUAAGUCAGUUUUUGAAUGGUUCGUGGCGUAUCGCGGUGGCCGUGAUGGUUAUGGCUGCUGAAAUUGAUGUCUCGUUGAGCGUUCGUGUCUUCGAGGAGUUGACGUCCGUCAGCUCGUUAGAUGACGGGCUUCUGUUGAUAAAGAUGUGUCCUAACUACAAUGUUAUAGGAAGGCAUCCUAACAAGACGCCGGAUUGGCAGAGAUCUUAUUUCUUCGUUAAAUGUGAUUACUCUGCCUUCGAAGACCCGCAAGAUGAUGAAUGCCGUGUCUUAUGGAACACUUUGCUUGGUAGAACAUCUUCGUUAACUCAAGAUUGGAUUUCGAGUUACUCUCGUUCUUCCAACAAGACUAAGAGGCGGAUCUCGCUAUUCACAAAGGAGGAGCAGAAGAGAAUCAACGAGGCAAGGAAAAUGAGAGGGCUUCCAGAUCUGAGUGCGAUGAUGAUGGUCGAACUUAAUCUGCCGAGUGUCGAACUACCUGCACCUUCUAACGAGAUGGCGAUUGCCGGCACCACCGACACAAGCCCUCAUCAUCAAGAUUCCUCGGCCGGUACCACUACUUUAGCUCCUAAGAAGAAAAAGGGGGAGAAGAGACCCCGUGACGACCUUCCUGCUAGCGUAGGUUCUGAAGCAGCUCCUGUUGAAGCUGGGAUUCCUAGUCAGGAGGAGACGUCUGAACCAUCAUCAAAAAAGAGGAAGGAAGGCAAUCAGCAGCCUCAAUCUGCAGGGAUCGUGAGGUCGCGAGAGACUGAUGUUGCCAAUUCCGUGUAUCGGAUUGAAUCAGCUGGUGAGCCGGCUCUCAACUUAGCCUCGUUGGAUGAUCUUGAAGACGCCUCUCCCGAAGUUAUGCUGCGUAAGAAGAAGAAAUCCAAAAAGACGGGUGGUCGAGAGAUGGUCGCUAGUGCUCUAGCUUCGUCGACCCCUGGAACGUCAGCCGUCGGUGCUUCAUCUCGGAAGAAGACUCUGAGGGUCAAGUUUCCUGAUCACGUGUCGUUCGAGUACGACGGUCCCACCCCGCUUAUUUAUGCUCCUUAUAAAUGUGCUGAGUUGGUCAGCCAGAUCAAAUGCGGGCCGAAGGCUCUUCCAUCCGUGUCUGAUUUGAUCUUUAAGGAUGAGUACGUCGACACUGCUCGCACUAAAUUACUGGGCGGCAGGAGCAUGAAUUUCGUUGUUGAGAAAUACGACACAGCCUUGAAGAAGACUCGCGAAGCCUUGAGAAAGUCGGAGAAGGCAGUGGCGGCCAAGGGUAAGCUUCUCCGGCGGAAGAAAGUGGAAUGGAGGGAUGAGUUCGUGAGGAUAGCCGAGAAGAGAGAAUGA
Messenger RNA from Brassica oleracea var. oleracea, 1797 nucleotides. RefSeq lists its product as uncharacterized. The coding region runs from base 1 to 1797 and encodes 598 amino acids. The transcript has 3 exons. The record is from RefSeq and is a predicted model, not a curated record. Lineage: Eukaryota; Viridiplantae; Streptophyta; Magnoliopsida; Brassicales; Brassicaceae.